Molecule: messenger RNA, 2917 nt
Organism: Tetranychus urticae (two-spotted spider mite)
Lineage: Eukaryota; Metazoa; Arthropoda; Arachnida; Trombidiformes; Tetranychidae
Gene: fj
Product: four-jointed box kinase
Biological process (GO): cell-cell signaling
Source: RefSeq, a predicted model, not a curated record
UACACUUUUCUUAAUUGUUUAAAUUGUGUUGAAUUUCUCAUAUUCCAGUUAAACCCUAGUUUUAUCUUUGUGCUAAAUUUAUUACAAUGCUGUGAAUUCCAACACUAGGACAAGAAACUCUACCAAUAAUUGUUACUCGAUCAAUCCUUUUAUUGAUAUUUGUGUUGAGAUGAAAAUAACAAAGUGUUCUUACUUUUUUUCAUUUACUUUUUGGCAAUUUUUUCUCUAAUUUUACCAGUUAAUCAAAUCUAAAAUAAUGGGAUCAAAUAAUAAUGUUUAAACAUUGACUUUGGAAUAAUGAAUGUGAAAAGGAAAAGCUUGAAGAAACUCUUGAAGAGGCGGUCAAGAAUCAUCAACAAGAUGAAAGAAAGCUUGUUGGGCUGGUCCUUUAUCCAAGAGCCCAACCUUUAACUAGUUUCUUCACAUUUACCAUCUUUAUGUUUUUGCUUAAGACAGAGAUCAAUUUGGCCUUGUUGCGAGUGGAUGUGCUCUUCAAGUUAACAUCAACAUCAACAACUUAAAAAUCGUGUAAAUGUCUUCAAAUUUUGCUACCAGUUGAUCCAAGUUUCAAUCUUUACGCAAAUCUUUCUCAUUUAUAUGAUAAAAUGUAUCGUCAUCUUAUUUCCUCAUCAUAAUGUAACCUUUUCUGAGAGAAGUACAUGUGUUUAUUCAUCUAUACCUUUAUAACAAGCUAACAGGAUCAUCUCGAGACAUCUCAUUUCAUCCUGUCAUCUUGAUUUUAUAACACUUUCAAGAUUGUGUGUAGCUCAAGCUAUAAUCACCAUAAACAAUCGUCUACCGAAUUUAAAAUUUCAUCGAAAUGACCAGAUUUUCAAACUUAAUCCCCAGUUCAAAGCGGAUUAUUCAAAGCUAAUAGAUUUCAACUUGUAAUUUUUGUCAAAUUAUUUGUGAUCCAUAGUCCAAAGGAUUAUUUAAUAUGGAGUUGUUCACCGUUACUCAAACAAAUGUUUACUUCAUCUUUUUGUGUACCUUAUUUGUUGAUUGCCUAUCUUUUGAAGAUAACAAUGUAGAAACAGGAUGGUCAAUUAAUGAAAACAUUAAUACUAAAGUGAACAGUAAAACUCUUCCAGAAGAUAUUAUUGAAAAUGGCAUUUACUGGUCAAGUGAAAUUGAAUCUCAACUCCCAAAGGGUUUCAACAGUGGCGAUGACAAUCGCUGGUUAACUAUGGUUUCUGAGAAGCCAGCAAUUAAAGUAUCUGAAGGCUGUGGCCGUCAAUCCAAUAGGCUAGUCAUGUUUGAAGACGGAAUCUUGUCCUGUGUCCGUCACCGUCAAAAUAACGAUCAAAUACAAGGUGAUAUAUUUAGUUUUCACUUGGCCCGUCUCCUGGGAAUCGCCAAUUUACCUCCAGCAGCACUAUCAAGACUUCGUAAGACAUCAUCUUCAUCUGCAUCAUCAUCAUCUUCAACAACUUCAUCGCUUCCCAAUUCACAACGAGUUGGUUUAAAUCCAGUCUGGGAUCAAGUAAAACCUUCACUUCAUCUAGCUCAAUGGUCCACCGAUAAGUCUGUUGUUGUCACCCAAUGGGUACCCGAUUUAGUUCCAGCCUUUAUACCAUUCAGUUUACGACGUUCAUCUGAACCAACCUUGUAUCCUGUAGUUGAUGAUUUAAUUCCUGGCACUAGUUUAACUGGGAAUAACAAUAACACCAAUCAAAGUUCAAUCAAUCUUCCCUAUCUUGCUGAUUUAGCUCAAUGGUCAGACUUGAUAGUUUUUGAUUAUUUAACUGCAAACUUGGACAGAAUAGUUAACAAUAUGUUUAACCGCCAGUGGAAUCCUGACAUGAUGGAUUCACCAGCUCAUAAUCUUGUCAAAGUCAAAUCAACUGGAUUACUGUUAUUUUUAGACAAUGAAUCAGGUCUUCUUCAUGGUUAUCGCCUUCUUCGAAAGUAUGAACCUUUCCAUAGGAAACUCCUCAAUGGAACUUGUGUCUUUCGUCGAUCAACAGUUGAAGCCUUGGAGAAGCUGCAUCGAGAUGGAAAUCUCAUUCAACUUCUUCGCCAUAGUCUCAAUAAAUCUGGAUAUAAUCCUAAAACGCACAACUUGCCCUUUCUUCCUGAUCGCAAUGCAAAUAUUUUAAAGUCCAGGUUGGCCACUGUCAUUGAACAAAUCGAUAAGUGUCGGUCACUGUUUGGAUCCUGUGAAAAAUCACCGUGUGCAUCAAGGAACGAUCUUUAAUCACUGGAAGAAUAUUUAAAGUUAUUAGUUAACUUAUUGUGAUAUAACUGAAUUAACCCACAUCACAAGUUAAUUGUAAGUUACAGAAACCUGUGAAUGGUUUUGGUUUACAAAAGACUAAAGAAAGACUUUGAAGAUGUAACAUUUUUGUCAAUUGUUCAACACAAUUGAUUGGUUUCCAUUAUUGAUGACAAUUAACAGACUGUUCCAACUGAAUAACUUUGAUUUACAGUUGAAAUGUUGACGAAUAGCUGUUUAAUCAUAUCUUAUGUUGUCUCCAUCCGACAACUUCAAUGAUCAAAGGUUCACUCUGUUUUACCUGAUCAACUCAACUUAAUUAUGUUGAAUAGAGCUUAUAACAGCACGAAUUAAAACUCUCUUUCCCUACUCAUUACAUUCAUGAUCUCUUGAUUAACGUUUAAAAAACUUAAUCAGUACCAGCCAGGGUUAAAAGAGCAGAAUUGUUUUUUCGCAAAAGUAAAUUAUUUUUCAAGAAAAUUAUUUUUUACAUUGUUUUAUCAUUUUUAACCAUCGAUUAUCACUUUCAAUGUAUCUUUUUACUUAAAAACUAAUAAUGUAUUCACUGAAUCCCUGUUCAUUAAUAUCGACCAAAAUUGCAAUCAAGAAACAAAUCAAGAGUUUCUUCGACACGAUGAAAUCAUUGAUUCUGUACAAAUUUUCUCAUCAAGAUUAAAUGAUAUAAGAUAUUGUUUCACCAAA